UACUAAAAGUGCGUCGACCCAUUGCUCCCGUACAGGCGAAGGAAGUUGUGGGCCAAACACUUAUUUUGUGCCAAUUGAAGUAAAAAUAAAACAUUUUUUUAUAAAAAAAGUUAAUUAAGUGUCUAAGGGAUUCUAAUAUAUUCUAUAGUGUGUUCCUUAAAGUAUAAUUUAUAAAGGAAGAAAAAUUAUCUAUGCACAUAAAAUUAACGUUCUCUGCUAGCACCAAUCUCAAAGGGAAAUAAGCAAUAAAACAAAAAAAAAAAAAAUAUAAACGAGUUGCGAUAGCUGUGAAGAGCUCAAGAGCGAGUGAAAUGGGGGCAGAUCAAUUAUCGAAUAGAGUUUUGCUUCUUUGACAAGUGUUUGGCAAGGCAAAAGUGGAAAAUUCAAUACCGUCUUAAAACGAAAACAAAAGCGAAACGCAGUAAUACAUAGAAAUAUACAAUAAAUAGGAAUAACAGCAUAAAGAAGGAAAGGUGUAAGUGGAGUUAAUGGCGACUGCAAACUCCAAGUGGGAAAGGAAAAAGGCGACGUCGAUUACCGAAAAUGGCGUUCUACUCGGGUUGGUCUGUAACCUUUCCCUUUUGAUCGGUUGCAAGGACUGGGCAUAGAAAACGGCAGUGACUUAAAAAGUUGUAUAUAUAUAUAUAGUAAAGACUUUUGUAAUGUGUAAUAUUUAAUAUUAAUUCAAAAUGGAUAUAAAUUGUGUAGUGUAAAAUCAGUAAAACAGUGAGCUCUAACAAAGGACAGUUAAAACAAAGGAAAUUCACAAUAUCUGAAUCUAGGCACUAUUUUAAAAUAAUACUUAAAAGGAUUUGUACCUAGCAAUCUUCUUAACAACAUAUAAGGAAAAAUGCCCAGUGCUUCCUUCACUUCGUCGCGCUCGUAUGUGCGGCGUUCUAGACGUAAAGGUGCCAACCGCAUUGCUUUACCCAAUCGUCCAUCCGGUAACAUAAUGGAUCCUAUGAUACAAAAUAUACCCGGUUCAAGUGCUUCUUCAAACGCUAGUGCAGGUGCCAACGCCAAUGCUAUUGCACCGUCACUUCAAAAUAAUACCAAUCCGCCAAACUCGAGUGUCAUCUCUACAACUAUGAAUGUGUCAUCAGCUCCAUCUGGUUCACUUUCCACACCACAAUUAUCGUCGUGUUCUUCAGGUGACACAUCAUCGCAAUCGGCUGCUAUUGUUGUUAGCGCAUCUUCAGCAGCUAUGACAGCCUCAGCAGCUGCAGGUGCAAAUUCAUCAGAAAUGUUUACUAAUGUUUCUGGUGCUUCAUGCUCGCAGUCAUCAACUACUUCUGGACCUUCAACGUCCAGGUCUGUUGCUGGUUCCUGCAACCUUGGAGCCGCAGGCGGACAAAAAAUGCUUGGUGCCACAUGUUCCAGUAACUUAAUAAGUUCGUCAGUUUUUAACACAGGAGGCGGUUUUGUAGGAGCACAUUUGAUGGAUACAGAAACAAGUAAUAAUUGUGCAGGUUCCUUUAGUAGUUCAGUGAAUAUUACUGCCGACACUUCCAGUAGUAAAAAUAAUACUGGCUCAAGCAAUUCAAUGUAUUCAAGUUCCGUGCCAUGCAACUCAUCAACUAUGUCAAAUGUAUCUGCAUCCACAUCCACAUCUGUGGCCAGUUGCUCACAUCAAUCACCUUACGAUCUUCGUCGAAAGCUGCCCGCUAAUGGUCAUGAACAAUGGUUCCCGUCCGCUUCCAAUACUCUUGCCAACAACAGUACGUCUAGUGCAUCUGCUAAUACUAGCAAUAGCAGCCCACAAUCCGUUUCCUGCGGUCCGUCACACAUGGGUGGAAGCUGCAACAUCUCAUCUAUAUCUGCCAUGCCAUCAUCGUCAUCUUCAACUUCAUCCUCAGCCAUUGUUCACGCGCCAUCAACUAGUGCCACUUUUCCUGUGAAUUCAACCGCUACCGGUGCUCCACUGGGAUCAUCACCUACAGUACACAGUUCCAUACCACAGCAACAUUGCAGUGCUUUGCCGAUUGGUGGCAUUGAGGAUAAUAAUCUUAUGUCGCCAGCUCGCAAACGGUCACGCCGUUCAUAUGCACAAACGGCUGACAUGCCUUGCAUGGCAGCUUGUACGGGAAGCACCACACCGCCCGGUCCAACAGCAGCGCAAUAUUUACAAUAUGAACUGCCGGACGAAGUUCUACUUGCCAUAUAUUCGUAUCUUUUAGAGCAGGAUUUGUGCCGUUUGGCAAUUGUUUGCAAACGCUUCAAUACCAUUGCAAAUGAUAAUGAAUUGUGGAAACGGUUGUAUCAGUCUGUGUUCGAAUACGAUCUGCCACUCUUCAGUACCGAACAAAGUAAGUUUGUCUUUGAAAAGCCAGAAGAAUCCGAGUAUUCCAAUCCAUGGAAAGAGAGUUUCAGACAACUCUAUAGUGGAGUGCAUGUUCGUGCUGGCUUUCAGGACAAAAAAUAUCCCGGACGUAAUAUAUUAUUCUUUAACACCAUACAAGCUGCACUUGAUUACCCAGAACAAGCGGCCGCAGCCGCAAUUGGCGGGUAUACAAAUGUUCCUGCAUCUGAUCCUACCACGACCAAUGAUCUGAUCUCGAUCUACCAAGACAGUAUUACACCUGAAGACCAUCCGGGCCCACUGAUUUUCGUACAUGCUGGCCAUUAUAAGGGCGAAUACUUGUAUAUUGAAUCAGAUGUGACAUUAAUUGGGGCGGCCUCUGGUAACGUGGCAGAGUCUGUGGUGUUAGAACGUGAAGCGGGUUCCACAAUGAUGUUUGUAGAAGGAGCUAAAUAUGCUUACGUUGGCUAUUUGACGCUGAAAUUCUCACCGGAUGUAACAUCGACAGUCUCCCAUCAUAAACAUUACUGUCUAGAUAUUGGAGAAAACUGCUCACCAACUGUAGACAACUGCAUUAUACGUAGUUCAUCGGUUGUUGGCGCCGCAGUGUGUGUAAGUGGUGUUAACGCUAAUCCAGUCAUACGUAAUUGCGAUAUAAGCGACUGCGAGAAUGUCGGUCUUUAUGUCACCGACUACGCUCAAGGAACUUAUGAGCACAAUGAAAUCAGCCGCAAUGCUUUGGCCGGUAUUUGGGUAAAGAACUUCGCCAGUCCUAUUAUGCGCGAAAAUCACAUUCACCAUGGGCGCGAUGUAGGCAUAUUUACGUUUGAGAAUGGCAUGGGUUACUUUGAGAAAAAUGAUAUACAUAAUAACCGAAUCGCUGGGUUCGAAGUGAAAGCUGGUGCCAAUCCUACCGUAGUCAAAUGUGAGAUACAUCAUGGCCAGACAGGCGGAAUUUAUGUGCAUGAGAAUGGCUUGGGUCAGUUCAUUGAAAAUCGUAUACACUCGAAUAAUUUUGCAGGUGUUUGGAUAACUUCGAAUAGUAAUCCCACUAUACGAAAGAAUGAAAUUUACAAUGGACAUCAAGGGGGUGUUUACAUCUUUGGCGAGGGGCGUGGGCUUAUAGAACAUAAUAAUAUUUAUGGCAAUGCAUUGGCUGGCAUACAAAUACGAACAAACAGUGAUCCGAUAGUGCGUCACAAUAAAAUACAUCAUGGCCAACAUGGAGGCAUUUACGUGCACGAAAAGGGUCAAGGUUUAAUCGAAGAAAAUGAAGUAUACUCGAACACAUUAGCUGGUGUUUGGAUAACUACAGGCAGCACCCCAGUUUUGCGACGAAAUCGCAUACAUUCCGGCAAACAGGUCGGCGUAUAUUUUUAUGACAAUGGGCAUGGCAAGCUUGAGGAUAAUGACAUUUUCAAUCAUCUUUACUCUGGCGUACAAAUACGAACUGGCAGCAAUCCCGUUAUACGUGGCAAUAAAAUUUGGGGCGGACAAAAUGGUGGCGUAUUAGUAUACAAUGGUGGUCUGGGCUUAUUAGAACAAAACGAAAUAUUUGACAAUGCCAUGGCUGGAGUUUGGAUAAAAACUGAUUCAAAUCCGACGUUAAAACGUAAUAAGAUUUAUGACGGGCGUGAUGGCGGCAUUUGUAUAUUUAAUGGUGGCAAAGGUAUUCUUGAAGAGAACGAUAUCUUCCGCAACACGCAGGCUGGCGUUCUCAUAUCUACGCAAUCCCACCCGAUUUUGCGACGUAAUCGUAUUUAUGAUGGCCAAGCAGCUGGAGUUGAAAUUACAAACAAUGCAUCUGCUACCUUGGAGCAUAAUCAGAUUUUCAAAAAUAAAUUCGGUGGCUUGUGUCUAGCUAGUGGCGUACAUCCCGUGGUACGUGGUAACAAUAUAUUCAACAACGAAGACGAGGUCGAGAAAGCAGUCUCAGGCGGUCAGUGCCUGUACAAAAUUAGCAGCUAUACAUCAUUUCCAAUGCAUGACUUUUAUCGUUGCCAAACUUGCAAUACGACUGACCGUAACGCGAUUUGUGUGAAUUGUAUUAAACAUUGUCAUGCUGGACACGAUGUAGAAUUCAUUCGACAUGAUCGCUUCUUUUGUGAUUGUGGUGCUGGUACGCUAACAAAUCAGUGCCAAUUACAAGGCGAGCCGACUCAAGAUACGGAUACACUGUACGAUUCGGCAGCACCUAUGGAAUCUCAUACACUUAUGGUGAAUUAAUUUUGCUAGUUUAUAAGUAUUUCAUUAAGGCCUACAUUCGAAUAUAAAUUUUCUGAACGGGAGAGAUAGUCAGAUGAUUUGAGCUAACAUAUAAUGUUGCAUCAUAUAUGUUAUGCUAUUUUUAUGUUAUCUUGUGAGGAUUCUCUCUGCAAUUCCUGAUAUUUCCUGUUAUGAAUCUAGUAUUUUGUUUUUAAGUUUAUUCGGCUUUAUCCUUAUUUUCGUGUGAAAAAAUCAUUGCUAUAAAUUGCAAUAAAAUAGAAAAAAAAAAAUGUUUUGUAAUUUAUCAUUUUAUUUUUGUUUAGCAUUGUAGUUUAUGGGAAUGUUUCGUUCAUAUGUAAUUCACGUUAAGGCUGAAUAAACCAAAGCAAAACAUUAUGCGAGUGGAGUGUGAGAUAGAUAGUUUCGUUGGUAGAAUACGAUAACAUAUUCAACACAAUUCUCUCAAAUGGGGACUUUAGUGGUUACCAUUUGGCAUACAACCAAUUAUACUUACAUGCUUACGUUUUGCUUUAAUAAAAAGAAAUUUGUAGAUACUUCAAGAUCAAGCAUUUGAAAGUAUGUACUAUUAAUUUUGACGCAGGCUUCUGUUAAGAAAUCGAUUAUUACUAUUAUUUUUUAUGCAAACAUCAUUUUAAAUUAAUUUUGCGUUAAAAAAACUAUUUUUUAAACUAAUCAUUUUAUAUUCCUGAGCAACUCCGAUAAUAUCAGGAUGAACUGGGAUAUUUCAUCGUUUUUUUUAAAUACUUCUAAUUUUUGUUAAUUGUAAUUAAAAAAAAAAAAACUUACCAAACAUUUACAUGACGUUUCGUUUGAUUAGAUUUGAAUUGCUUGAAAUAUAGCAUAUAGUGGUCCGACGAAACAAAUUAUUCGUAAGUUUUAAAAAAUGUUAUAAAAAUUACAUCCCUUGCGAAAUGUAAUUAAUUUAUUCAUAUCCCAUUCGUCCUAUUCAUUUCUAUUGAUAUUAGGCCUACAAGCAAUAUAAAUGAACUGAACUGAACAUUAGUUAGGUAUCUACUCAAAUCACAUGUGGAUGUGUAAAAUAAUUUCUGCAUUAUUAUUUCGUAAACUUGCAAGUCCAAGUUAUAUGUUCACUUUAAUCACGCAUGUACAGCAGAGGAUGGACGAAAUAAAACUUCACGUCCAUAAUACAAAUUGCGAUCAAUUUUAAAAGAAAAAAAGAAAAAAGAAUAUAAAGUCAUGAGUUUAUGAGCAUUUUGUCACAUGGCGUAGAAAAGGAACACAAGAUACUAGAAACACGAUAAUACAGAAAUGAAAAAUUAACCUAAUCGGUUGAAAGCAGAAAUUGACAAGUACUCAUAUACAAAGUUAAUUUAAGUUAUAUGAUUUUUUUUUACAAUUUAUACUCAUUGUAUAUUAUAAAGAAAAGUUAAAUUGCGAAAAACAACUAUGAGCGAUGCAUAAAUACACAUAUACAAUGUGGUAAAGCAAAAUUUAAAAUGUGCAAUUAGAGAGAACUAAUCAAACUACUAGAAGGAAUGAUAUCUAUGAAAAUAUAUAAACCACAUUAGAAAUUGCUUAGGUACUAGCAUAAAAGUACAUACAAACUCUACGUAUAUGAUUAUCAUGGUUAUAUGUAAGGCAACCACAGACGACACGCAACUCUUCUAAAAUAUAACCAGUUGAAGAGAAAACUAGGAAAUUUUAAAUUAGUUUUCGACUACGAGCGUCUCGCGCGCAUCAAUUUCAUUUCAUUUCAUAGAAGCAGACGUUUUCUUUUUUAUUUUGUAUUUUUUCAUGCAGUUUUUAUAUGGCAAAUUAUAACUAUUAUUAAGUUAAGUAUAUUGUAAUAAUUGGAGUUUUCACACUGAAUCCGUUAAAGUUGUACUCGUUAUUCGAUAACUCGGUAAACUUUUCGAAUACCGCUUCCCCCUUUUUACUCGUUAAAAUGAUAACUAAUUUUGUAAAUCUACAGAUAGUACAUUCACAGAAGGAAUAAAUUUGUGUCGGGUAUUUUAUUUAUUUGAAAGACACAAUUAAAAUAGUAUACCCUAUGAUCAAAAAAUACCAAGUAAAUGCCAUCGUGCAAGCACCGUAUUUACCUGAUAUGGCGCCGUACGACUUCUUUUUGUUUUCCAAGUUGAAGUUACCACUUCGUGGAAGGAGAUUUCGUCGGCCUGUCAGCGGUGCAUGGAGGACUCUGUUAAACGUUGGCACAUGUGUGUUGCUUCAGACGGGUCAUAUUUUGAAGGAGAUAAAAUAAAUUUGGUUGAAAUUUAACUCGGUUUGGUUUUAUUUAAACAUUCCCAGUAUUUUCUGAUCUUAGGGUAUCGCGGAAAGUGAAAAGUCAAAAACCUCUGACUGUGAUAACCAAUUCAGUUGAGAGCAUAUCAACAUGCUCGAGCAGAUAGUGUAAUACUUUGUAGUACGCAACAAUGCGCCUGCUAUUGAAUGUUCACUAAAAUUGUAAUAAUUUAAAAUAAAUUUAGAUAAAAUACAUUCAAUUCUAUUCUAUUUAAUUCUACUCAUUAUUUUUAUGCCCAAAAGCGAAUAAGCCACAUCCGAAUGGGUUGGUGCGUGACUACCAUUCGUUUGAAUCUCCAAAAAUCAUGUGCCGUCCGUAGUCGGCUUAAAGUUGUAGAUCCCUCUAUUUGUCGAAAAACAUCAAGACGCGCAUCACAAAUAGGAGGAGGAGCUCGGUCAAACACCAAAUAAAGGGCGUAAGCGCUAAUUAUAUAUAUAUAUAUAUAUAUAAGCAUAUACACAAAGGCGAAUAAGCACUUCAAAUGAAGGACCACACAAGUCAGGUGGGCUAAAUAUUCUUUGCAACGUUAUCAGACUUGUCAUCUCGAUAACUCGUUAAAAUUCUGUUCGGUAAAUCUGCAUGCAUGUCAGAAGUUAACAACUAACGAAUAACAACUUAACGGACAGGGUGUGAAAGUCCCUAAUAUUAAAUUAUAUCUAGUGAACUGUUUGCCAGUUACAUGCCAAUCGAACACGUAAACCAACAUAAAUCCCAGUACACUAUUAAAUGACAAUGUGUAUGUAAAACUACUUUUAUCUCGCGUAUGUUUUAAUAUACAUAUAUAUUAAAUAUAUAAUAGGCAUGAAUACACACAUACACGUAUUACUUAUUGAGUAAUAACUAGACAUGAAAGAGCAGAACAUUGUGUACUUUGCAUUAACUUUACAUACCUACAAUAUUAUAAUAAAUUAAAAAUUACCAUAUGAAUAUGUAGAUUACUCUUUAGCUGUAGUAUAGAUCUUGUAAUUUGUCUGUAUGCUCCGUUCGGCAGCCAUGACAGCCGGAUGGGUUUGUGUGGAACUGCUAUUCGGUUGGUCUCGGAUAGGAUGCCCAGUGUAGACAUGAAACAUAAAUUAUAAAAAAAGUUUUUUGUUGCCUUUCAGUAUGUGAUGGCAAACUACCAAGCACAUUUCCGUCAUGCAAAAGCUUCUCAUAAACAUCACCUGCCGUUCGGAGGCAGCAUACAGAGUUAGGCCUCUCCAAUUGUAAGGCAAUAUUAAGACCCAUAUCACAAAUUGGAGGAGUUGCUCGCCUAAAACAAUUAACAAAAAAUAUAUUCGACAAUUAUAUAUGUAUUUAUCUAUACUUAUAUAUAUGUAUAUAUAUACAUAUGUGCUUUGUUUAAUAGAUAUUGUCAUUUUUUACUAUAGACAUUAGUGAAUGAGAAGUGAUUUGUAAGUAUUACAAUAAUUUUUUAUUUUACGAAAUCAAAAUUUUUAUACACUAGUAUUGUAUAUUUAACUAUACAACAAAAACAAAAAAAAACAGUGGAGUAACAUAACUUCCUGCAGUAAAGGCCAUAAAUUGACUCACACACUCACAAUGAAUGAGUAAUAUAAUGCUACUAUGGGCGUUAAAAAGCACACACUUCUUAUAAGGGACAUUUUUUUUUUUUUUUUGUUUAUUAAUCAGCUGCAGCUAUAGUUAUAGUCAUAAUAAUCGAGUACCUAUGUGUGAAAUGCGUUGGAAAUAAAAUUCUGCACCUAAUGGUAAUGCCACGGGUGUGUAUAAUUUUUAUA
Molecule: messenger RNA, 8527 nt
Organism: Anastrepha obliqua
Lineage: Eukaryota; Metazoa; Arthropoda; Insecta; Diptera; Tephritidae
Gene: FBXO11
Product: F-box only protein 11
Exons: 10
Coding region: 851-4525 (1224 amino acids)
Biological process (GO): regulation of apoptotic process; protein ubiquitination; ubiquitin-dependent protein catabolic process
Molecular function (GO): zinc ion binding; protein binding
Source: RefSeq, a predicted model, not a curated record